UGACAAGGUCAGUGGUUCGGUGACUCAGUCUGUUCACAUUCCCCAAGGCGUUCAAACUUCAAAAUUGUUUGUUGCUCAAUUUCCAAUUAUCAGAUAUUUAAAAUUUAACCCCAAAAACAAAAUCCAGGGUUUUCUCUCUCCCCUCCUUCUUUCGACAUUUCACCGUCAACCUUCAAUUUCUAUAAAUUAAAAAAAUUCAUCCGCAAUUUCAUUUCAUAAAAUAUCCCCAGAUUUUUCGGGAAUUCGUCUCUCUUCCCUCAUUCAUCCUCGUGGAUUCUUUGGUCAUUGCUUGGUUACUUAGUGGACUCUUGAAGACAACUAAGUAACAACUAGCAAGCCACCCGAUUCAGAUACCAAGAAUGGAAGCAAAUAAUCAUAGUGAUGGCCACAUUGUUGAAAUCCAAAGAGAAUCUAGUCCUGAGAAGGGACGUUUUGGAGGAGGGAAUAAGUUUUGCGGGGAAGUACAUUGUGAGUUUGAAAAUGCUGGAACAAGCUCCGCAGAUGCUGCAGAGAGAUCAUCUUCCAUGCGAAAGCUUCUUAUUGCUGUUGUCCUCUGUGUUAUAUUUAUGACUGUAGAAGUUAUUGGUGGGAUCAAAGCCAACAGUCUUUCCAUUCUAACUGACGCUGCUCAUUUGCUCUCCGAUGUUGCAGCUUUUGCUAUUUCUUUGUUUUCUUUGUGGGCUGCAGGCUGGGAAGCUACUCCCCGCCAAUCUUAUGGGUUUCUGAGAGUAGAAAUAUUGGGUGCCCUGGUCUCCAUUCAGCUUAUAUGGCUUCUUGCUGGUAUUUUGGUUUAUGAAGCUGUUGUCAGGAUCAUACAUGAGACAGGUGAGGUUAACGGCUUCCUGAUGUUUGUGGUUUCUGCCUUUGGUCUGGUGGUGAACAUUAUAAUGGCUCUUGUAUUGGGUCAUGAUCAUGGACACGGCCAUGGACAUGGGCAUGGACAUGGACAUGAUCACGGGCACGGGCAUGGGAACGAGCAUCUGGAGCGUGGUCAUAGUCACACCCAUAGCCACGGAGUGAUAGUGACUGCAAGUCCUCGUCAUCAACAUAAAGAAGAGGAGCAUCAACAUUCUCAUGAAGACAAUCAUGCGGAGCCACUUCUGGAGAAUUCAAAUGGCCAUAAAGAACACAAUCACAAGGGAGAGAAUGAGAAGAAGAAAAAGAAGAAGAGGAACAUAAAUGUUCAAGGUGCUUAUCUGCAUGUUCUUGGGGACUCUAUCCAGAGUGUUGGUGUUAUGAUUGGAGGAGGAAUCAUUUGGUACAAACCCGAAUGGAAGAUAGUUGAUCUGAUAUGCACUCUUGUGUUUUCGGUGGUUGUUUUAUGGACGACUAUCAAGAUGUUGAGAGAUAUACUAGAAGUAUUGAUGGAAAGUACUCCUAGAGAGAUCGAUGCAACAAAGCUGCAAACGGGACUUUUGAAGAUGGAAGAAGUAGUGGCUGUUCACGAGCUUCACAUAUGGGCUAUUACUGUGGGAAAGAUUUUGCUGGCUUGUCAUGUGAAAGUAACGCCAGAAGCAGAUGCAGAUUUGGUACUCGACAAGGUGGUAGAAUACAUAAGGAAGGAGUACAACAUCAGCCACGUUACUAUACAAAUAGAACGUUAAACUGAUCGUUGAUGAUUGCUAAAUUUUUCUUAACUACCCCGUCGAUUGAUUAGUUUUGAUUUUGUUUCUUAAUUAGUUGUUUAGCAACAUGUAGCCUUUUUCUAGUUAGCAGAAAAAUCUGCCAAGUCUUUUGGCUAUUGUACAUGCUAUUGCUAGACAUAUAUUUCCUCCCCUUUUCCUGGGAGGACACCUCGUUAUGGAAGUUUAACAAAUGAAUGAGAAACUUCUUUCUUUGCUGA
Molecule: messenger RNA, 1843 nt
Organism: Spinacia oleracea (spinach)
Lineage: Eukaryota; Viridiplantae; Streptophyta; Magnoliopsida; Caryophyllales; Amaranthaceae
Product: metal tolerance protein 1
Exons: 3
Coding region: 360-1604 (414 amino acids)
Biological process (GO): zinc ion transmembrane transport
Cellular component (GO): plasma membrane; vacuole
Molecular function (GO): zinc ion transmembrane transporter activity
Source: RefSeq, a predicted model, not a curated record